Phycomyces blakesleeanus NRRL 1555(-) is the source of this 2205-nucleotide messenger RNA. RefSeq names its product glycosyltransferase family 20 protein. Gene Ontology annotation, biological process: trehalose biosynthetic process. Gene Ontology annotation, cellular component: cytosol; alpha,alpha-trehalose-phosphate synthase complex (UDP-forming). Lineage: Eukaryota; Fungi; Mucoromycota; Mucoromycetes; Mucorales; Phycomycetaceae. The record is from RefSeq and is a predicted model, not a curated record. The transcript has 17 exons. The annotation marks the transcript as partial. Gene Ontology annotation, molecular function: catalytic activity.
CGUCCUUUUGUCACUCAACCUAAGCUCAAACCAACCGAUUUAGCCAAUGCCGAAUGGACAGUCAGACCAUUGAGCACAGGAAACAUUGGUCUCCAGAACGCGAUCCAGGCCACACGCCACCGUAUUGAUAAGCUACUGUGGGUAGGCACAUUGGCAAUGUCGACCGAUUCACUUUCGGCCGACCAACGCCAGGAGAUUACAAAAACAUUGAUGGAUGACCACAAUUGCUGUCCUGUUAUGCCAACUGAUGCAGAAAUAGAAGGACAUUAUGAUCGUUACUGCAAACAGGUGCUUUGGCCAUAUUUUCAUUAUGUAGUUCAAGCUGAUAUUCAGAAUAUGAUGUACCAAAAUGCAGCUUGGGAAGCCUAUUGUGCAUUAAAUCAGCGAUUUGCCGAUGCCAUUGUAGAGCAAUAUCAGGAAGGUGACAUAAUCUGGGUCAAUGAUUAUCAUCUGAUGCUUCUGCCUGGGAUGCUCCGGAAGGCUCUCCCACGCGCCAUCAUAGGCUUCUUUCUCCACAUUCCCUUCCCCAGUUCCGAACUCUUCCGCUGCUUACCUACCAGAAAAGAGCUCCUCGAGGCCAUGUUACAAUCCGACCUUAUAGGUUUCCAAACCUAUUCAUUCGCACGUCACUUUUUACAAACAUGUGCUCGCAUACUGUCUCUUGAUGCCACGCCAACAGGUAUACAGAUGGACUCUCAUUAUGUAUCUGUUGGUAUAUACCCAAUUGGUAUUGAUGUCGAGGCUUUGAACCGCAAGAGGGCCGACCCAGAUGUAGGAAGAUGGGUGUCAAUGUUGAAAGACAAGUAUGCAGGCAAGAAAUUGAUCGUUGCCCGUGACAAGCUGGACUACAUCAAGGGCGUCAGGCAGAAAUUACUUGCAUUCGAACAGUUUCUUAUCCAUCACCCUGAGUGGCAAGGAGAAGUUGUAUUGAUUCAAAUUGCCCUCUCUACAUCUGAACAGAAUGAAGUCCGAGCACACAUUUCAGACGUAGUUUCGCGUGUGAACUCAAAGUUCAGCAAUAUCGCAUAUCAACCCAUUGUAUUUUUGCAUCAGGAUAUUGCAUUCGAGCAGUACCUUGCCCUGUUGAGUUCUGCGGAUGCUUCUCUUAUCACACCUCUUCGCGAUGGAAUGAACCUCACAUCUCAUGAAUAUAUUGUCUGUCAAGAAAAUAAAUGUGGGCCCCUUAUUCUCAGUGAAUUUACGGGUACGUAUGGAAGUUUUGGUGCUUGUCUUCGAGUCAAUCCUUGGGAUUAUAGACAAGUAGGUGAUGCAAUUCAUGAAGCCUUGUCAAUGUCCCAGGAGGAAAAGACAGGUCGUUGGAAGGAACUUUACCGAAGUAUCACUGCAAAUUCUGCUCAGAACUGGGCUAGUACACUCAUCGGAGACCUUUCCAAAGUUCAUGAUGCUACUUCUCGUCGUUUUUCAGCUCAGAUUCCACCUGUCGACACUCGCCUAGUUAAGAAAGCCUAUCAUAGCAGCAAACAGCAGCGUGUAUUCUUGUUUGAUUACGGUGGUACACUUGUACAGCAUGGCCAAUCCACUGGUUCUCCUGGCCUUGCACGUCUGAUACGUGUGCUUGAGUUGCUAGCCAGUGAUCCUCAGAAUUUGGUCUAUGUGAUCUCAGGAAGAACUAAAGCCAAUGUUGAGCGAGAUCUAGGAAACGUGCCAAACCUAGGAUUAAGUGCUGAGAAUGGUUUUUAUAUAAAACCACCAGGUGAAGAGUGGCAGCAAUUAUUUACAAAGAUCGACAUAUCAUGGCAGCCUGCCGUUCAAGAGAUUUUUCAAUAUUACACUGAGCGUACACCUGGAGCUUACAUUGAAACUAAGGAUAUAUCGGUGAUUUGGCAUUACCGAACGGUCGGGCAAGAUGCCAGCUAUGUUGCAUGGCAAGCAGCUGAAUGCCAAAAUCAUAUUGCUGACUUGGUAAACAAGAACUUUGCUGUCCAUGUAGUUGCAGGAACCACCAGUAUUGAAGUUCUACCCAACGAGAUUAACAAGGCAGUUGUUGCUAACCGGGUCCUUCAAGACGUUCAGUCUGACUUUGUCUUAUCAAUUGGUGACGACAGAUCAGACGAAGACAUGUUUGGACUGUUGAACAAACAAGAGAUCCCCAAUGUAUUUACUUGUACAGUAGGAUCUCGCAGUACAGAAGCCAAAUAUUUUGUAUCCAAUGUUCAAGGCGUAUUAGCUUCGCUUGAACAUCUU